UUGACAAAAGAAAAAGAAAAAGAAAAAGAGCCUCCCAAAUUACGAUGCUCAAACUGGAAACCGAUAAUCCAAGUGGAGCCAAACUCUCGCUGUGCUUUCUUCGGGGGCUUUUAGAUGCAUUCUGAUUAACAAACUGAGAUUCAAAGCUGGACUUUGUGGUGCAUGGCAUGCUCUUCAAUUUUAUGCGCUAUAAAGCUGCAUAAAAUUCAAUUUCCGCUCGUAAUUGAUAUCAAUCGAACACUUCGGACGAGAACCGAUCACGGCAUAGCUCCAUGCCCAACAUCUCCAACCCGUUCAAAGUUCCAUUCUUCUUGCAGAAAGCAAGAAACAUUCAUAGAUGUAUUCUCAUGUUUCAAUCGAUAUCCAUCUCAACCACUCCUGUUCCAACCCACGACCACAUUGCCCAUCUCAUACUGGAACAGAAAUCACCAACCGAAGCCCUCCAGACCUUCAGAUGGGCCUCCAAGCUCCCCAAUUUCGCCCACUCCCAAUCCACUUACCGGGCUUUGGUUCAUAAGCUUUGCACUUUCCGGCGGUUCGACGCUGUCCACCAACUGCUCGACGAAAUGCCUAGCUCAAUUGGUUCGCCCCCAGAUGAGGACAUUUUUGUCACUAUAGUACGCGGUCUUGGACGGGCGCGGAUGAUUUGCGAGGUCAUUAAGGUACUCGAUUUGGUUUCUAAAUUUGAAAAAGGCCCGUCUUUGAAGCUCUUCAAUUCCAUACUUGAUGUUCUUGUUAAAGAAGAUAUUGAUCUAGCUAGGGAAUUUUAUAGGAAGAAGAUGAUGGGAUGUGGUGUUCAAGGCGAUGAAUACACUUUUGGGAUCUUGAUGAAGGGACUUUGCUUGACGAAUCGAAUUGAUGAGGGUUUCAAGCUCUUGUCUGUGAUGAAGUCUCGUGGCAUGACACCAAAUACUGUUAUUUAUAACACAUUGCUUCAUGCUCUUUGCAAGAAUGGCAAGGUUGGAAGAGCCAGGAGCUUGAUGAAUGAAAUAGUGAAACCCAAUGAAGUGACUUUCAAUAUUUUGAUCUCAGCGUACUGUAGGGAGGAGAAUUUAGUGCAAGCUCUUGUUCUGUUGGAGAAGAGUUUCAGUAAUGAAUUUGUCCCUGACGUCAUCACUGUGACUAAGAUCAUUGAAGUUCUCUGCAAUGAUGGCCGUGUUGCUGAGGCUGUUGAAGUCUUAGAACGAGUAGAGAGCAAGGGAAGUACCGUUGAUGUUGUUACUUAUAACACCUUGAUCAAGGGCUUUUGUAGGAUUGGGAAAGUGAAACUCGCAGUUCGUUUCCUGCAAGAGAUGGAGAUCAAGGGAUGCCUUCCAAAUGUAGACACAUAUAAUGCAUUCAUUCGUGGCUUCUGUGAGUCAAGGAUGUUGGAUUCAGCUCUUGAUAUGUUUCACGAGAUGAAAAUGGCUGGAAUCAGCUGGAAUUUCAUGACAUAUGAUACAUUAAUCAAUGGUUUGUGUUCCGUAGGAAGAGUAGGAGACGGGUUUAAGAUCUUAGAAUUGAUGGAAGAGAGUAAGGGCGGAUCUAGAGGUUGCAUUAGUCCUUACAACGGUGUCAUAUAUGGUCUCUAUAGAGAAAACCGUUUAGAUGAAGCCUUUGAAGUUCUAACUAAGAUGGGAAAACUUUUUCCUAGAGCUGUUGAUAGGAGCUCUAAGAUACUAGGAUUCUGUGAAGAAGGCAGCAUUAAGGAUGCAAAACGGGUUUAUGACCAGAUGACCGAGGAAGGAGGCAUUCCAAGCGCACUCGUGUAUGCCAGCUUAAUUCACGGUUUAUGCCGACAGGGGUGUGUCAAGGAAGCAUUCGAGUUGAUGAAUGAGAUGGUUAGCCGCGGUUAUGUUCCUGUGGCGUCGACUUUUAAUCUCUUAAUUAAUGGGCUUUGCCAACAGAGCAAAGGUGGGAGUGCCUUUAAACUCAUGGAGGACAUUGUUCGAAGGGGUUUCUUGCCUAAUCUUGGAAGUUACAGUCCUCUAGUUGAUGCUUUUUGUAGAAAAGGAGAUCUUCAGAAGGCUUUGUCACUUGUUCAGCAAAUGCUGGAUGAAGGUAUUAUUCCUGAUUAUUUUAUCUGGAACUCGUUAGUUCUGUGUCUUUGUCAAGAAAAUAUGUGGUUAGAUGGAAAGAGUAUGCGCCGUGUAGAUUACCUCUUACGGUGGAUGAUUGAGACCUGAAUAAUUUGGGCAAGCAUUGUGUUGAUGGUGAUGUUUGGGGGGUGGUGGAAAAUUGAGAUGCGAAAAUCUGAAGCAGUGCUCUACAUGGUUUAUCCUUUUCGGGACACGUGUUACUCUCAGCUAGUGUGUGAUAAUGAAGGUUUACCAAGACAAAAUUUCCUGUCUCUGAGUCGUUGAAAGGCAAUAAUUUAAGAUGAUGCAUUCGGAGAAAAAGUAAAAUGAGAUUGUACGGCAGGAAAAUGUUGAUCUGGCCUCAAGUUGUUCCCAUGCCAUCUGAUCAAGAAACAAGUGCUCCAUUCAUGGGUUCUUAAGACAUAGCUUGAGCGGUCGGAUGAGUAAUAUGUCAGUGCUAAUUCAGUGAGUUGUAAUUUUGAUUUUUGUUUUGUGUAAAAGUUAAAGAAUUAAUUUGUGAUUUAUCUUUUUUGACAUAAUUAAGAAUACGAAUACCAAGAACUGAGAACUGCGUACUAUUUAUGAGGAAAAGUUAAAGGAUCAC
This is a messenger RNA of Diospyros lotus (date-plum), 2661 nucleotides long. Its product is annotated as pentatricopeptide repeat-containing protein At2g17525, mitochondrial. The record is from RefSeq and is a predicted model, not a curated record. The transcript has a single exon. Lineage: Eukaryota; Viridiplantae; Streptophyta; Magnoliopsida; Ericales; Ebenaceae. Bases 273 to 2165 code for a protein of 630 amino acids. Gene Ontology annotation, molecular function: protein binding.